Molecule: messenger RNA, 2423 nt
Organism: Anopheles nili
Lineage: Eukaryota; Metazoa; Arthropoda; Insecta; Diptera; Culicidae
Product: ubiquitin domain-containing protein 1
Exons: 4
Coding region: 821-1555 (244 amino acids)
Molecular function (GO): protein binding
Source: RefSeq, a predicted model, not a curated record
CGUCCACCUCCUCUUGCACGCCCUCGUGAAACAUCCGCAACUAACCGUGUCGUAAUCGCCGUGCGAGAAAGACCCGAGUGUCAAAAAAGCGCACGUAAAUAACGAACCCGCACCCGAAAAGCUGGGCUAUCUGCUUUGAUCCCUGUUUGUACUCUGUUACCGCGGCGCACCACACACGCUGUGCCUCGAAAGGCGCACUGUUUGCAAAAUACCUCCGCCGCAGUAGUGAUUUGUUAUGAACGGUGCAUUAAAAUGAGUGAAACAAGUUGUCUUUAUUUUGUGAAUGCAUUCGAUGCCCGCAGCGACGGGCAGGUUCGUCAGAAACAGUGUAAUCCUUUGCUGCCUCGCUCGCGGAAUCACCGUAAAGCGAGCCGCGCAUAAACCGGCACAAGGAUCCGACCUUGUGCACGCGUUAGCCGGAAGGAAAUGUGAAUACUCACGCACAGCUAGAACAAAGUAGUAUAUUGAUCAAGCCCGAGCAAUAUCAGGCUCGAAACUGAUCAGCUGAAACCGUUGCCGUUUUGGCACACGCCAUUGCUACGAGGAAACUGAAGGAUUUCAUUCGGCCCAAUUCAGGGAGCUAAAAGCUGUGAAUAAACGUUUACCAAACCGCUCGAGCUCAACGAGCGCCGAUCGCGCACGUCGAAGGAAGCGGAAAUCAAUCCCAGGGAUCAUAUACAGAGUAUCGGAGGAGUUUAACGAUACAGCAACGCGAUCAGCAAGUUGCUACUCAUAGGACACACCUCAUACACACCGUCGAGGUAACAAACCAGACACAACAAAAAACUACACUCUUACACCAAAGGCAAAGGCUAUCGUAAUGGGUAACUGCAUCGGCAUCAACCGGAACGAUGAAACGCUGGACACUGGAUCAAAUAAUGUUUCCCGACCAGUUACGGGAACGACAUCCAGCUAUGUCGGUGUUCAGCGCAAAAAUCAUCCACUCUGCCACGAGACAAUACGCUGGAAAUCGGAAGUGCCAUUAACGGAAGGGCAGCUAAGAAGCAAACGAGAUGAAUUCUGGGAUACUGCUCCCGCUUUCGAGGGACGGAAGGAGAUUUGGGACGCGUUGCGGGCGGCUACCAGUGCUGCUGAGGCGCUCGACUUUCAGCUUGCCCAAGCGAUACUGGAUGGUGCCAACAUUUCGGUCCCCAACGGAUACCUCACAGAGUGUUACGACGAACUUGGCUCACAGUAUAAAUUACCAAUCUACUGCUUAUCAUAUCCUGUCAAUGUUGUUAAGGAAGAUUACGGGUGUGACUCACCAGCCGAAUACUCGGAACCAGUUGAUGGUGGUACUGAAGUGACCCUAAAACUUCGCCUAUCAUCGACAUGUACAGAUGUUAGGCUACCAGUUUAUUCUAAAGACACUAUUGGGCAAUGUAAAAAGAAACUUCAGGCUCAGGAGGGAAUCGAUGCAUUUACUCAGCGAUGGUUCUACGGUGGUAAAUUGUUAGGUGAUAAAAUGCACAUCGAUGAGGCCCACAUACAGCCCGGAUACAUUGUGCAGGUCAUUGUAAAUACUGAGAAGCAAUCGUCACUAGCCAUCAGCUAGCCGGCGGUAUCGUUAGAUAGAUGGCGCGGAGGCACAUCCACCAUACACAGCGGCAUUGGGUGCUUCUUUCUAGCAUGCGACCAGUGCGCGAAAUCUGUAAACAAAUCCUGUAUCUUAUCGGUCGCAUUGCACCCGUUUGUCGUUCCAACAAGGGUGGCUGUAGUAGUGUUACUACUACCGCUACUGUUGGAAGCGUUGGCGAAGCAAUGCCAGAAAAUGCGUGAAGAAAAAUGUAGAUUAAAUGUUAUUGCUAGGAAAUGCUGCUACAAAAGCAUCCUGUUCGGAUGCACUGUACACACAUUACGUUGAUACAUAUAUACUUGACCGCAUAUAUACAUCUACACACAUUAUAUAAAGGCAUGAACGUAAUUACUCAUAGAACCAACCCCGGAACGCAAUACUAAUCCGCACGAUUAGAAAACAAUCAAAAUCUACUGGGAUCCAACACUCGGAGUGCAAAUACUAGAUGCGUUUCCAUUAUUAUUUUUUAUUUGCUAAACAGUGCAGGCAGACACGCAAAAUUGAUAAAAGGGAUCUAAAAAGAAUUGCAGUCCGAAUGCUCCGUUGGAUGGCUUGUAAUCAUGAGUAUCCCGUGGCGGAUGUGGCGCCGCAUUCGAAAAAGAAAAGUCAAUGUGCUUUUAUGUCAGCACGUGCAAAAUUUGCAAACUAUUGGAAACCAAGUGCAACAGUACACCACUAGCGCAAAUGCAAUACUACUUGUAUGUGAGCGUCAUUAGUGGAGGAUAAAUAUUGAUAUUAACAAGGUUUACUUUAAGCGAACUGAUAGUUAUUAAUUUUACCAACAGGCAGGCUAUACAUAUACAUUUAUGAAUGAGCUAAACAAAAAUAUAUUUGGAGAUAACAGCAA